CAACACCUUUUCAGUUAUUUGGAGCAAUAGGAACUUGGAUUUUGACCAUUUUCACUCCACCUUUGUUUAAUUAAUAGAGCUUUGGAACGUGACGUCACUGUUAUGGGCGUAGAGAUAUGAGCGCCUUCUUGUAUGGCCAUAAACACAACCGCGCGAAACGACUGUCUCAGAUAUUUUGAAUAUAAGUUACUUAAAAUUAAUCAGCAAUGGUUCACACUUGCUGCGUUUCUGGAUGUACUGUCCGGUCACACGACCGAAAAGGUAAAAGGAUGGAAAACGGACUUUCGUUUCACGGUUUUCCUGCCUGGAAACAACGCGAGGGAGCAAAGCUAUCGGAGCUCACGAAAAGGAGACGAAUGGCCUGGAUAUCAGCGGUGGGACGUCCUGAUAUUAAGUUCUCCAACAUCCCAAGAUACCUAAAAGUUUGCUCCAGACAUUUCCAUUCUGGCAAACCGUCCUAUGAAAUGGAUGAGCUCAACCUAGACUGGUUUCCAACGCUGAAUCUGGGUCACUGCGAGGUAAAAGCCACAACAUCGGACCGACAUGCACGUAAAUUAACGAGGCGACACGGCAGCGCAGUUGAAGGCCAGGCAGCAAACACCACGGUAGAUCAACAAGUGGGGGAGCAAGUUACAGAAUCACCAGAAGAGGUAAAUAAUGACAACACAGCAGCGGAGGCUGUAGGAGAGGAGCAAGUUGGAGAGGCUGAUGAGGAAACCCCAGGAGAGGAGCUCAGCAAGGCUGCAAACUCCGGAGAGGAACAUGAACCAGCAGCAAAAAGGCAACAACUAGAAUGUUACUGGUGUGAACAGAGGAGAGAAGAAAUAAACCGCCUGUUACAGGAGAACAGGGAGCUCAGGUCAGAGCUGAGUAAAAAACAGCUGGAUGCAGAUUUUCUCAAGGAUGACACAGAAAAAGUAGAAUAUUAUACAGGACUUCCGUGCUUUGUCAUUUUGUUGUCAUUGUUUAACACUGUUAGGCCUUUUCUGCCAGCAUCAAAAGAUCUCUCCCAGUUUCAAAUGGUUUUACUUACAUUAAUGCGUCUAAGACUCGAUCUGCCUGUUCAGCAUCUUUGCCAUCUUUUUAAUGUGUCUCAUAAAACUCUGUCUAAUGCCUUUGCUGACACCCUUGAUGUGUUGUACGCACGCCUUAAGCCCAUGGUCAGCUGGCCCGAGAGGCACUGCUUACAAGCUGCAAUGCCUCCUCGGUUUUUGGAAACCUUUGGAGACCGUGUAGCAAUUAUUGUUGACUGUUUUGAAUUAGGCAGAGAAAGACCCUCCAAUUUAAAAGCGCAAGCACAAUCCUUCUCCCGGCACAAAGGCAGACACACUAUGAAAUACCUCAUCGGUGUGACACCACAUGGGUCCAUCUCUUUUAUUUCUAAGGGAUGGGGCGGGCGUGCAUCAGACAAGCACAUAACUGAAAACUGUGGCCUUCUCUCCAAUUUAUUACCUGGGGACGUUGUGUUAGCGGACAGAGGCUUUGAUAUCAAAGACAGUGUAGGAAUGAUGUGUGCUGAGGUUCAAACGCCGACAUUCACUAAAAGGAGACGUCAACUGGACGCUAAAGACGUCGAAGACACGCGAGCUUUAGCUCACCUCAGAGUUCACGUGGAAAGAGUGAUGGGCUGCAUGAGGAACAAAUACAAAAUGUUACACAGAACUACACCAAUUCAGCUGCUGCUUCCAUGUGAGGGUGAAGAGGUGACGCGUCUCGACAAGGUUGUGUAUGUGUGCUGCAGCUUAGUGAACAUGUGUUCUAGUGUGGCUGUGAAAUGAAAGCUGCACAUGUUGACAUGGAACUGCACUGAUGUCAAUUAAAAUGCAGGUUGGAAAAAAAUAAAAAGAUUUUCUGAACUCAUUUUGAAAUAUUUAUACAGUCAGUACUGUUUUAUGUAAAAUGUAGAUAGUAAAAAUUCGUGAUUUUUGCAUUGGAAUGUGUGUAGAGUUGAAUAACAACAUGGGAGUGGCUGAUUUCUCUCAUUUAAUAAUUUAAUGUGGUAAACGUGAAACAUUUGAUUCAAGCACUUCAAGUCGCAUGUAAACAGGCGAUGAAGUGGAUUACAUUUUAAGUAAAAAAAUGUAAAUAUUUCAUAUAGUAAAUAUACAUGGAAUGAAAUAGAUUACAUUUUUAAAUGAGCAUAUUAUGUGAUUAAAGGUAAACGCUUAUAAAAUCAGACAGUUUGCAGUAAAUUUCAUGUAACAAGCAAACCAGGUGAAAGAGCCCAUCUUUAAACAUUGGACGUGUAAUUAUGAAAUAAAUCACACCUUUUAGUAAAUACUGGUGUGAAUAGUGUGUAAUAUUCCUCCAUUCCUGACAAACCAACAGCCUUCCUGUGCUCUAAUAGCGUGUCAAGGAGAGGAUCCAAGUCUUCCAGAUUUGCAGGUGGGAUUUUUCUUUGUUGUGAACGGUUUCUUCUGGCUGUUGCUGAGACUUCAGCAUGGAUUCUUUUGAGAAGCUGAAGUACUGGAGUCAAUUUUAUGGCCAAACUUCUGGGUGAACCUUUUGGCUCAUCUGUAGCAGUUUCUGUGCCUCAUAUCUUCGCUGUUGCUUCCACCUUAGAAAGUAGGGCACCUAUAUGGGUGCAGGUCUCUGCUGCCCCUGCCAUGCAGGUGCAAUGUUCACUCUCAACAGUCCCAGUGUUGCUCAGCAUGACCAACGGUGUUCAACGGUGGCUCAGAGAGUCUCAGAGUUCAUAAACCUGAUGACACAAAUUUAAAAUGGUGAAUGAAAAGACAGAAACAUUUAAAAAAAAAUGUGUACAUGUGAAUCUACAGGUAGUUGAACUGUUUAUUAUAGAAUAAUAACCAUGACAUUGUAAUUUCAAAGAGGUGAUCAAUUACAAAGCUGAAGUUGGGUUCUGAUUGUAGCUUCCAAUAGGUUAAAUGCAUACUUUACUUCCUUGAGCAUCUGUGGUCUACUUAUUUAAAAAUUACAAUAUUUCAUCAAUUACA
Molecule: messenger RNA, 2954 nt
Organism: Gambusia affinis (western mosquitofish)
Lineage: Eukaryota; Metazoa; Chordata; Actinopteri; Cyprinodontiformes; Poeciliidae
Exons: 2
Coding region: 207-1778 (523 amino acids)
Source: RefSeq, a predicted model, not a curated record